UUUAUGAUACGAUAUCCAUGGUACCCUGGAACGCUCAGGUUUCCAUGACGAUGAGGAGCACCACAAGCGAUAACAUUGUAUCGCAUUGGUAAUCGCAAGUGAGACACGGAGUUAGAAGUAAUGGAGUUGGAGCGAGUCACAAAUGAGAAAGUUGGCGAGAGGCCGGUCACUCGAUGGAGGAGAGAUCAGGACGACUCUGUAGAAAGAACUCAAAAUCGGGCCGAGAGAACAUCUUCAGGAACAACCAGAGCCCAGAGUAAAAUCGAGAGACCAACUUCUCGUAGAGGCAUUAAGAACGAGGCAACUGAAUUUCGUGUUUCGGGUGGAUUUCGAUCAGCAACGCCAGUGAGGAAUCCGCUGGCUAGGCCACCCUCAGCUUCGACUUUCUCAAGCAGAGUACUCACUGCUAAUACACGGUUAAAUACAAUGAGUUCUUCUGGAGGUUUGGGUCGUUUAAAUACAGGAUUACCCAGCUCCGGGCAGAUGAACAUGAAUGCCAUGGAUCGUCCUAUUACGCAGCAAGGCAUAGCUGGUGUUCGACCAGGAACCAAUAGAGGAUUGCCCAUGACUAGGCAAAUUCAGGAUAAACGAUAUUAUGAAGGUCUUGUGCAGUUGAAGAUCAGAGAGCUUACCCAAGAGAUAGCGACUAUCACACGGCAAAUUGAUAGUCAGAGCAAGGAGCGAGCGACUUUCUUGCAUUACGACAAACGAGCAAAAGACAUGGCUGCUGAGUUAACGGAUUUGCAAGGUCAACUGGCUGACUAUAAUAUAGUUGUCGAUAAAAUGGCAUCUGAUACGGAUAAGGAUACGAUAGAAUUAGAGGCCAAGGAAUUGGGACAGAUAAAUGAGCACACCUUGGCAGAAAUUGAACAAAUCUUCGAGCAACGACAGCAAAAGGAAUUGCAGCUUCGUAAUAUAGAGAAAAGCAUCGAAUCUGAGCGUAAAAAUACAGAAAGAAUUGUGGAAAACAUGGAGCCUGACGUUCGCGAAAAAUAUGAUAAUUUACAUAAGCAAAAGUUAGAGUUGCAAGAAACUAUUGACAAUAUGCAACAUGAAUUGGAUCAGUUGUCACUAGAGAAAUCGAAUAUGGAGGAGCAGAUUGCACUGUCCCAAGUGAAACAGGAAGCAGUAAAGCUACGUGUGAAGAUCAUAGAAGUCGAAGAGAAGAGGGAUAAAUUACGUGAAGAGAAAAAGAACAGAUUGACACCCGAAGAAGAGAAAGAACGUUUAUUAGCAAAAGUCAAACACGACAAUACUGACAUUGCUGCGGCUGAACGACAAACAGCUGAUUUAAAGAAACGUAUGUCUGAGAUGGAACAAGAAUUAGAGCAAUUGGAAACAGAUUUAGAGGAGAGUCAAUCUGAAAAACAAGUUAAGUAUAAGGAAUUGCGCAAACGAGAAGAAGCAAUGGAACAAUUUAUGUCGACCUUUGAUCAGAACAAAGACGAGGAAUUGGAGAGACUCAAGAAAUUGGAACGUACUGUAGUCGAACGCUUGGCAAAGUUAUCAAACAGUAUAGAUAGCGAUCUUCACUUUGGGUCUGGCGAUGAACUGGCUCUUCUCAAUAUACAAUCAGCUAAUAUCGAUUAUGAUGGUUCGAGUGGCGAACAGAGUUUCGAAGGGUUGAGCAAGGAGCAUUCACGGUUGCAGCAAACUUUAAUCAAGAUGGAAACUUUGGAGAAGAGACUUAAGGCUGAGCUUGUCGAACUCAACGAAAAGGUCAAUAAAAGACAAAAUGAACUCGUCGUCCUGGAGGACUUAGACGGUUUAAAGGCAAGAUCUGAAUUGAGACGAGAAGAGUUACUUGCACAAAAAAAUCAGUUUAAUGCAGAGCAACCGUCUUGCAAGCAGGAAUUGGCUGCAGUGAAGAACGAGUAUGAGGAAAUUAAGUCACGACUGGAUAAGAAUGAAACUUACCUUCAGAUUAGCUCACUGGAAGGUAAACUUCAAAAGUUACAGCAAAGUAACAAGACUAUCGAGGAUUUUAUUAUAGAACAGCGUAAUAAAGCUAAUUAUGGUCCACUGAAGGAUAGAGUUUUUGUUCUAGUUGGUCAGUACAAUUCUGUAUUGAAGGAGUGUACAAAAUCAGUCUAUUAA
Molecule: messenger RNA, 2097 nt
Organism: Cephus cinctus (wheat stem sawfly)
Lineage: Eukaryota; Metazoa; Arthropoda; Insecta; Hymenoptera; Cephidae
Product: intraflagellar transport protein 74 homolog
Exons: 3
Coding region: 121-2097 (658 amino acids)
Biological process (GO): intraciliary transport involved in cilium assembly; cilium assembly
Cellular component (GO): intraciliary transport particle B; centrosome; cilium
Molecular function (GO): beta-tubulin binding
Source: RefSeq, a predicted model, not a curated record